AUGCAAGAUGAAGGCAACGUAACUGAUGAGAAAGAUGCUGGAUUUUUUGCUCAGUUUAAGGGAUUUUUUGCCGGGGAAAAGCAAAAGGCCGCCAAAGCUGCUCAACUACAAGCGGAAAUGGAGAUGCGCUUGUGGAAGGACCCAGGGCCGUUUCGAUUUCGCCCAGGCGAGCUGUGCGCACUCAUAGAUCCAGAAGACUUUUCAAAGCUUGAGCAAAUGGGUGGCAUUGAUGGUCUUAUGCAGGGUCUUCAAACAACUUCUGAAAAAGGCAUUACCUCAUCCGAAUUUGGCACCGAUAAUGAUGCAGACAAGGCAGACACUAUUAAGCAAAGAGCCAGUGUAUAUGGUACAAAUAUCUUACCCAAGCGAGAAUCAAAAAGUCUGCUAAUGCUUAUGUGGCUCGCAUUGCAGGACAAGAUUCUUAUUUUGCUUAUCGUGGCAGCUAUUGUUUCAUUAGCGCUUGGUUUGUAUACAAAAUUUUCAGGACGUAAUGAACCUGUGCCUUGUCCGGACCCUCCCCCUGGCCAAGACAUGUGUGAAGGUCCAUCCGUUGACUGGGUGGAAGGUGUGGCUAUUCUCAUUGCUGUUAUUAUUGUUGACCUUGUUGGCUCACUAAAUGAUUGGCAAAAGGAGCGUCAAUUUCGCGUACUAGAUGCCAAGAAAGACUCACGAGCUAUUACAGUUUUGCGCGACGGACAAAAGCGCCUGAUCGAUAUUCAUGAUGCUGUCGUGGGUGACGUCGUUUCUAUUGAGCCCGGUGAAGUUGUAGCAUUCGACGGCGUUGUUCUUCGCUCACACAACAUCAAGUGUGAUGAAUCAAGCGUCACAGGGGAAUCCGAUAUGAUUCAAAAAGUGUCCUACGAAGAGUAUUUAAGUGAAAGAAGCAACGGGACUCUGAAGCACAAGAGUGUAUUCAUGAUUUCAGGAUCCAAAGUUCUGGAAGGAGUAGGAGAUUUUGUUAUCACUGCAGUGGGUUCUUUGAGCAUGCAUGGUAAGCUGAUGAUGUCACUGCGCGAGGAGCCUGAAAACACACCCUUGCAAAAGAAAUUAAACCAUUUGGCUGAAAUGAUCGCUAAGUUUGGCUCUGCAGCAGGUAUUCUGAUGUUUAUUGCGCUGAUGAUCCGUUUCUUCGUUCGCUUAGGGCGAGAUUCUGAUGUCGACAGCAAUGAGUAUGGUCAGCUGUUUAUCGAUAUUCUUAUUAUUUCUGUCACAGUAGUUGUUGUGGCUGUCCCCGAAGGAUUACCUUUGGCUGUAACCUUGGCGUUGGCGUUUGCCACGCGUCGGAUGUCCAAUCGCAAUCUGCUUGUUCGCAUUCUUGGGUCAUGUGAAACGAUGGCCAAUGCCACUUGCAUCUGCACAGAUAAAACAGGCACCUUGACUCAGAACAACAUGAAUGUGGUUGCAGGUCUCAUUGGAGAUGGCAUGCCUUUUUAUGAUGAAGUUAAACUUGAAGUCGAAAAUGCUCAAGUUAAUUCAGAUGGCGUUAACAUCAGUGAACUCACACUCGAGCUCCCAGAAGCUGUCCGAAACAUGCUAAUUCAGCUAAUUUGUAUUGAUUCAACGGCGUUCAUUCCAAAAGAGAGCGAUAACUCUGAUCAUUUUGUUUCGUCACAUGAAAAGAAGCCAUUCUGGGCGAGGUGGAUGUCACGACCUGCGCCAUCUAAUGCCUUACUAAAGGCAGCCAAAGGUGAAGUCAAUUUUGUGGGCUCGAAGACAGAGACGGCGUUAUUGAACCUGGUCCGCCGGCUAGACUGGGCUGACUAUGAAGAGGUUCGUGCGGCUGCAGACAUUUUACAAGUCUUUCCCUUCAGCUCAAAGCGCAAAGCCAUGGCUGUGGUUGUAAGGACAGAGUUCGGCGCUCGUCUCUACGUCAAGGGGGCAAGUGAGAUGAUAUUGAACUUGGCCACGUCGGUGGUGUCCAUGUCUUCGAGCAAGUUGUCGUCGGUGAUUCAGUCGAAGCCAUUGGAUGAUAACGAACGUCAGCAUCAAUUAAGCAAUAUUGAAGGAUACGCUAAGCAAUCGCUCCGGACGCUUGGCUUAGCUUAUCGUGACUUCUCGGCAUGGCCACCACCUGGCAUUCGCUUGAAUACCGCUGAUGAGGUCGACUUUGAUGAUGUUGUUAAAUCGCUCUGCUUUCUGGCUAUUGCUGCCAUAGAAGACCCGCUGCGCCGAGGCGUAACUGAUGCGGUGCGAUCUUGUGGAAAAGCUGGUGUGAACGUGAAGAUGUGCACAGGCGAUAAUAUCAUGACAGCAUGCUCUAUUGGAAGGCAAUGUGGUAUUUACCAUGAAGGUGGCGUGGCUAUCGAGGGUCCUGUGUUUCGGCAGCUGUCGCACGCUGAUCUGGUCGAAUUGGUCCCGCACUUGCAUAUAUUGGCGCGUUCUAGUCCCGAGGACAAAAAAGUGCUUACAAAUACGCUGAAGGAUCUAGGUCAAGUGGUUGCUGUCACAGGCGAUGGCACGAAUGACGGACCAGCCUUGAAAUCCGCUAAUGUUGGUUUUUCUAUGGGCAUUGCGGGGUCCGAAGUGGCUAAAGAGGCCAGUGAUAUCAUUCUUUUGGACGACAACUUCUCCAGUAUCGUCAACGCCAUCAUGUGGGGACGAUGCGUGAAUGACGCAGUGCGAAAGUUCCUUCAGUUCCAGUUGACUGUCAACAUUGUUGCCGUAAUAGUGACGUACGUGUCUUUCCGGUUUCAUCGAGCGAACCAGAACUCGGUGCUGACGGCCGUUCAGCUUUUGUGGCUAAAUUUGAUCAUGGACACUCUAGCUGCGUUGGCGUUGGCCACAGAUCCGGCAGAUCCAAGGUCGCUUGAACGCAAACCAGAUCGUUCGACAGCGCCGCUCAUUACACCGGAAAUGUGGAAGCAGAUUGCUGUCCAGUCGAUCUAUCAGGUGAUUUUGGUUCUUGUUUUAUAUUACAGAGGAAUGGAUAUUCUAAACGAACAUGACAAAUCUCAUCCACAAGAGCUCAUCAAUAAAUUAGAGAUCGAUACUUUGAUCUUCAAUGUUUUCGUUUGGUGCCAACUUUUCAACCAAGUUAAUUCUCGGCGACUUGAUCGACAUUGGAAUAUUUUCCACAAUUUCCACAAGAAUUUAUGGUUCAUGUGUAUCAUGUUGAUUGAAAUUGGAUGCCAGGUAUUGAUCAUUUUUGUGGGAGGUGCUGCUUUCAGCGUCAAACGUAUGAAUGGCCGAGACUGGGGCAUUUCUAUUGUCGCAGGCUUUGUUUCAUGGCCGCUAGGUUUGAUAACGCGAUGGUUGCCAACCAAGCCGCUUGAAGAUUUACUGAUCAAACUGAAGCUAAUGCAUGAUCCAAAUGAAUUGCCAUAUAAUUCAUCGAGGUCAUCCGAAGAAUCACUAAUGGAAUGGAAUGAACCGGCCAUCGGACAAAUUGCAAAGCAAAUUGGAUCUUUCUCGCGUAUUCGUGGUGGUAGAUUGCGUGCCAGCAAUCUCGUUUUAAAGAGCAACGCGAAACUUAUGAGGGAAAAUGAUGUACAUCCCCAGGAAAUCAUGGCUAUGGUGCCAGCUUUGAUAGGUACAAGUGUUGGAGGCAUGUGGAAACUGUCCAAGCAGGGUUCCUAUGGAAAUAUGGACCAGUCACAAGCCCAGGUGUCUAUUAAAACUUUGUAUCGACAAGGCAAAAUUGUUUUCCACCCGAAUACGCCGUCGGAUCAUCCGUACUUGUUGUCCCUAAAGGAUUGA
Malassezia globosa CBS 7966 is the source of this 3696-nucleotide messenger RNA. RefSeq lists its product as uncharacterized. The transcript has a single exon. The record is from RefSeq and is a predicted model, not a curated record. Gene Ontology annotation, cellular component: plasma membrane; intracellular membrane-bounded organelle. Lineage: Eukaryota; Fungi; Basidiomycota; Malasseziomycetes; Malasseziales; Malasseziaceae. Gene Ontology annotation, molecular function: P-type calcium transporter activity; ATP hydrolysis activity; ATP binding. Gene Ontology annotation, biological process: calcium ion transmembrane transport; intracellular calcium ion homeostasis. Bases 1 to 3696 code for a protein of 1231 amino acids.